This is a messenger RNA of Entamoeba nuttalli P19, 1314 nucleotides long. RefSeq names its product RNA methylase family UPF0020 protein. NCBI's taxonomy places the organism in Eukaryota, Evosea, Mastigamoebida, Endamoebidae. Gene Ontology annotation, molecular function: nucleic acid binding. The record is from RefSeq and is a predicted model, not a curated record. Gene Ontology annotation, cellular component: cytoplasm. The transcript has a single exon. Bases 1 to 1314 code for a protein of 437 amino acids. Gene Ontology annotation, biological process: methylation.
AUGAAAGUGUUAAUACGAUUUUAUGAAAGUCAUCCUGAUUUUAGGUUUGGAGAAUUUAAUAGUUUACUUCGAUUAUUUCAAGUAAAAUGUGAGUAUGACCCAAAGACUCUUGACAACGUUUAUAUGUAUGCGACAUUUGAAAGUCUUGAUGAUAUAAAAAAAAUAUGUUCGAGGUCAGUACUAAUUAAAACAGUAUAUGAAAUUUGGGGAGAAGCAAAAACAUAUGAGGAAUUAGUUCCUAUUGUAUAUUCAAAAGCUGAUGAAUUAAUUCCUAUUCAUAAAGGAAAAACAUUUAGAUUAAAAGUAACAUGUUUUGGAAGAAAUUAUAAACAACCAGAACAAAUUGAAAGAUUUGACAAAUUUAAAGAUUUUAAAUUAUAUGAUUAUCUUGGUAGUGUUAAUUUAAAAAAACCAGAAUUAAGUAUUGCUAUUAUGGAAAAUAUUGGUCAUCUUAAAAAAGCUACAGAACAACCUAAAAACAUUUAUUUUGGAUAUUCUUUAUGUAAAGGUAAUAGAAAAUUGGUUAAUCAUUUUAGUUUAAAGGUUAGACCAUAUAUUGGAACUACUUCUAUGGAUCCUGAGUUAUGUGUUAUUAUGUCUAAUAUGGGCUGUUGUAGACCUGGAACUGUUAUGUGUGACCCAUUCACUGGAACUGGAUCUACAUUGGUUACUUCUGCUCAUUUUGGAUCAUAUGUUCUUGGGAUGGAUAUUAGUAAUGUUGCAAUGAGAUCAAAAGCAUAUUAUACUAAAAAUACUGGAAAGCCACUAAAAGAUAUUACUACAAAUAUUGAUUAUUAUAAUCUUCGUGACCAUUUCUUAGGAUUAGUUACUAAUGACUUUGCAUUAUCUUCAUUACAAGUUCGUCCAAUGUUCGAUUGUAUUGUUACUGAUCCACCAUAUGGCAUAAGAGAAGGUGCAAAAAAGGUUGGAAAAAGAAAACCUGAUAUGGUUCCUAAACCAGUCAUUUGGGGAGAAGAUUAUCAUCCUCAUAUUCCUCAAAGAAUUCAAUAUGGAAUAGAUCAAAUACUUCAUGACCUCUUCUUGUUUGCUGCACAAAACUUAGUUGUUGGUGGAAGAUUAGUUUUUUGGUUCCCUUCUAUCUUUCCAGAAGACCGUGGAAAAGAUUUUCCUAAUGAAGUAAUGGGAUGUUUAGAGUUAGCUGCAAAUAGUCUUCAAGUAUUGUGUCAUUCUUGGGGAAGGAGGUUAAUUACAUUAACAAAGGUUAGAGAGUUCCAAGGGGAAAUGGACAUUCCAACAGAAUGGGAAAAGGAUUUAAGUAACUUCAGAAAACGAGUCCUUGGUCCAGGUAAUUGA